AUGCAGAACAAGGGAAUGGAAGGCUCACCGGAGAUAGCAGCACAAGAUAAUUCGAAAUGUAAGGAAAGAAAGCUAAAGUUGUGCGAGUUGGAAGAGCUUCGGGAGGAGCCAUAUGAGUGUGCUUCAAAGUAUAAGGAUGGCAUGAAGAGAGCACACGAUGCCAAGCUAAAGGUGAAGGAGUUCGUGGUGGGUCAAAAGGUUUGGCUCUAUAAUUCACGGCUCAAACACUUUCCCGGUAAGCUCAAAAGCAAGUGGAUGGGCCCAUAUGUGAUCACACGGGCCGAGAAGCUAGGAGAUGUUACCAUUGAGGACCUGAAGGAUGGGUCAAAGCAAACGGUUAACGGUCACCGCCUUAAACCGUUCCUUGAUGGUAAUGAGGAGAAAAACGAUGCGAACGUUGAAUUGGAUGUUAUAGCUUGA
Messenger RNA from Helianthus annuus (common sunflower), 420 nucleotides. RefSeq lists its product as uncharacterized. The transcript is spliced from 3 exons. The coding region runs from base 1 to 420 and encodes 139 amino acids. The record is from RefSeq and is a predicted model, not a curated record. Lineage: Eukaryota; Viridiplantae; Streptophyta; Magnoliopsida; Asterales; Asteraceae.